Alligator mississippiensis (American alligator) is the source of this 5807-nucleotide messenger RNA. RefSeq names its product unc-5 family C-terminal like (gene UNC5CL). Gene Ontology annotation, cellular component: membrane. Gene Ontology annotation, molecular function: netrin receptor activity; protein binding. The transcript is spliced from 9 exons. The coding region runs from base 2080 to 3423 and encodes 447 amino acids. Lineage: Eukaryota; Metazoa; Chordata; Crocodylia; Alligatoridae. Gene Ontology annotation, biological process: netrin-activated signaling pathway. The record is from RefSeq and is a predicted model, not a curated record.
UGCUGCAGAAGCAUAUACCGACCAGAGCAGAAAAGCCAGGCCACACCUUCCAGUUCAAAUAAUCCAGCCCUUCUGUGCCUCACACUGAGAAACUCCCUCCGCUGGGAAUUCAGCAUUUUGCUCGGGUGCUGCAGACCUGUGCUCUCAGCUUGCCAUGUAGUGAAGGGAUGAGCUGGGAUCCUUCUGGAGUCUGAGUGUCGGUGAUGCAAACCAGAGGAGCACAGGGUGGUUAAAGCGAGCUUCCCUCUCUACCAUCUCCCAAACAGAUUCAUGUUCAAGACUUCUGCAGACAACUAUAUAAUGUGCAGCAGAUGUGUAAUGUGUGAGUCACUCUCCAGCUUUCCAGGGGACAAUAGAUGGAUUGCUCCGGACUCGGUGUUUUCCAAUCUUAGCACAUUUUCCAAGUGCCUUUUAUUAUUUUCCAUUCCACAUUAAAACUAAAUAACAACAUUUAAGCUUCACCACUGUUCGGAGUGAUGGACCUUGUGGAGCCUUCACAGCCAGAGACCUUUGCAGAAGAGUAUUUAAGUGAUCUUAUUUUACAGUCCUCCACAGUUAAAUUAUAAGACUUAUAAGAGACAUCACCAGUAUACAGAGUUUAGAGAGCUACAAAACAGCUGCAUGUGACAUGUCGUCAUUUAUUUCCAUGACCGUUUGAGAAAUGACUGAGAAUCCACAGGAUGCAAAUUACUAGAAACUUGCAGGAUGGAGUGAAACAUAAAUAAUGUGUCUGUGUGUAUGGACCAAUGCAGUCUAGAGACGGUGACAGGUAAAAAAUCAAGAGGAGGGAAAUGAGUGGAGCACUGUCUGAACUCCUACCCCCUCUGGAUUGCAACUGCUGUUUCCAAGAGGCUGUGGAAAGGAACCCACCAGUGAACAUUGUGAAUGACCUUCAUUUAUCACUGUGACUGUCACUCUGUAAUCAUGUACUGCAAAGCUUUUGCCAAAUUCCCAGAGAGGAAGGCAUUUAAAAUGCCUGUGUGAUUUGUGUGACUAGUAGAGAUGAUGGUGUUAGCAGACAGCAAGCCAAGCAUCCCUGAGCCCUUUUAAACAUCAGCUCAGAGUCUACCUGAACCAAACAAACUCCAAACAGGGUUUGUUUGGGCUUCAUUCACCAUCAAAUACACAGAUUUGUUCCUGGCAAAAGCUGUGUUUGCUGUGGCAGAGUCUGGCUGUUUCUUGCCUUGAUGACUGGGCUGCUUUCGUGAAUGAGGUACAGCAUCACUGUGGGCCUUUAAUUGUGUUUAAUUUUGAUUUGGUUUUGUUUGGCCUAGAUUCUGAGACCUCUUUUUUUUUUUUCUUUUUCAAGAAGAGGUUUGCAAAGAAAGAUGAAUGGGAGGAGUCCCACACUGUUUGCUUGCUGAUGUGGAGAUCAGAAAGUGCCAGUAUCUCACAAUACGCAUUACACCUUGUUUCCCUUUCAGGGCUGCAGGAGGAAGCUGUAAGAUGAUUUAUUAGCGGUUGGCUAAGCAGAAAAGAAAAAGCAGAACAAAUACAUCCCUGCGCUGUCCUAACAGAGAAGGAGAGAGAGAAACUGUGUCUUAAAUCCAUGGCUGUAAUAAACAGUUAUUUGUUCAGCCACACAGCUGUACCAUCAGGAACAGAGCUCAGGGCUUUGUUUGCAUCACUAACACUGAAAAAAGACUCUCAACACUGUCUUGCUGCAUCACCAUCCUCUACAUCCUGCUGCUGUGUGUUUUUAAGGGUUUUGAGGAUUACAUUGGCAGCUUCUGGCUUAAAUGACUACGUGUUCCUCUGCAUCCUGGUAUCAUGAGUUGUCUAGCUGGCCCUGAUGAAAGAGCAUUCUUGGGGCACAUCUUGGCCCACUUCCUGUUGGAUAUGAAGGAAGCAAUCACUGGGAAAACUUCACUAUAGAAUGAGGAUAACUUUGGGGAUUCAGAGCUCCAUAAAUGAGUCCUUGUAACAGGGCUGCACUGCUAGUCCAUGAUUAAGGAGCUUGUUCCAAAGUACAUUGCCUUGCUACGAUCCUGGCAGAUUUGAUGCGACUGGAGGUUGUUAGUCUAAACCACUUCUGAGCUCUGGGAGAAGGAAAAGUGGCACAGCUGGUGCCCAGGGCUCAUGGAGAGAUUCCUUGAGCAGAGUCUUUUAACACGGGUCACAGUGGUCUCUAUCUUUGUCACCUCUGUCCUGCUCUUAAGUAAAUGCUUGUACUCAUGGUGCCCCAAGCUGCCCUGCCUUCGCUAUGUGGAACGAAGAGGCAGGCAGGGCAUGCUGGACUCUAUCCCUGUGCCCCUUCCCAACCUGGAGGUGGUGUCUACCAUGCCUUGCCCCACGGUGACUCUGGAGGAGGUGGAGGGGUUUUAUCGGGAGCUGCACACUCCAACUGGGGGCAGGAUGGUGGUGAAGCAGCUGCUGAACAAGUUGCUGGUCUAUGUAGGCAAGGAGGUGGACCACAGGGGUGAUUGUCUCAUGCUGAUGGAGAUGGGCAUCUCACUAGCCAUUCCACCAGGGGCAGUAGCACUGGGACAGACAAAGAAGGUCUCUUUGGUGCUCAUCUGGGACCUGUCGGAUUCUCCCCCGCUGUCCAGCUCACAGGCCCUCAUCAGCCCUGUUGUGUACUGCGGGCCCCACGGUUCGGUGUUCCAGAAGCCGUGUCAGCUAGUGUUCAAGCACUGUGCAGGGAGUGCAACGCAGGCAAGGGCUUAUACUAGCAACACCGACCUCCUCAGUUCUAAGGUUUGGUGCCCCGUCCAGGACAGAGAGGAGCUCAAGGCAAGAACCACUAGGGACGAGUGCCAGAUACAGCUCUUGCACUUCAGCCUCUACACCUGUGUCCUCGAAGCUCCAUGGAACUCGGAGGCUCGGAAGUGGCUGCAGCUGGCCAUCUUCUGCUCCCCACUAGCUGCUGACCAGACUCACUUCCAAAUCCGCAUAUACUUCCUCAACAACACACCCUGUGCCCUGCAGUGGGCAGUUACCAAUGAGCAGCCCUUUCGAGGAGGCCUCUGUGGCCCAGUCCAGAUCUUCAAUUUCACUGGCAGGACCAAGGAUAUGUGCCUGGCUCUCAAGUACCUCUCGGAUGGUUGGGAAAACGUGGAUGACAGUAGCUGCCAGGUUGUCCCCCACCUCCACAUCUGGCAUGGAAGAUGUCCAUUUCGUUCCUUCUGUUUCCGGAGGAAGCAGAAUGAAGAAGGGGCCGUGCCUAGCGGUGAAAUCAUUGUGACAAUGCACACCUACCAGAGCGGCCUGGAGAAGAAGUAUAUGGAAAUCUUGAGAUUUCAAGCCCCAGAAAAUGGGUCACAGAUGACCCGAAUCUCCUCUUCCCCUCUUUGCAACAGAAUGCCCCGGGAACUCUUUGAGCAGUUGCAGAUGUUGCUGGAGCCAAACAGCAUCAGUGGGAAUGACUGGCGCAAGCUGGCUUCCAGGUUGGGCCUGUGUGGUAUGAAAAUCAGUCUUGGAUAGAAAUGAGAGAUGGAUGGAUAGAACCGGCGAGGAGCAGCCCGCUCAUCUAUGUUCUAAAUCGGGGAUCGGCAAUGCAAGGCCAUUUUCCUUGGCAAACCAAAAUCGACCCAGACUCUGGGCAGCUUCUCCCAGCAGCUGCCCAGAGCCCGGGGAGGCUGCAAGUGGUUGCAUGGAGCUCCACAGCCUUGGCACGAGUUCUGUGGCUGUGGCAGCUGUGGGGUCCAGAGCAACGCAACUCUGGCUCCUUCCCCACUGUCCACCUAGGCGCAUGCAUGCAGCCAGUGCCAGCAACGAGGAUUGGGGCCCUUGUGGCUCUCCCAUCUCUGGCUCACCAAGUCAAGGUGUGGGUGGAGGUUGGGGUGAUCUUGGCACUCCAGCCAAAAAUGUUGCUGACCCCUGCUCUAAAUACAUAAUUGCUUCUGGCUGUGUAAUGCUUUGCCUCCUCUUGUGCAUGUUGGAAAUGAUCCUGAUAAGAAUAACAAUCCUGAUAAGAAUAACAAUCAAGCCCUUUCAUUCCCUUAAGUGUUUUAUGGCUGGACAGCAUGUUUCUCGCUAAUUAGUUUUCACCUGCAAUUUCGUUUCUUGAUUGUUUUUGGCCAAGGAGGUAUGCCUGCAUCAGAGAUAAGGGCCCCCAGGCUUUGGGGCAGGUCAGGUAGGUGAUGGUAUUGCAGCAUGCUUGAAUGUAGCUGUCUUACACUCAGCCCUGCUGCACGCCACUCUGAAACAUCAGGAGUCCUAGAGGAUGGUUCAUGAAAUCUGAGGCUGGUCCUAGAGCAUGUAGGUCAGUCUUAUUCCAUGCUUGAAUCAUUGGUAUGGCCCAUAUUUACAACUGUGCUGAGUACCUGCAGCUCCUUAUAAAGCCAUUGAAAGCUAGGGGGUUGAGGGGCGGAGAAGGCUAGGACUGUUGAUUGGGACCCAUGUAGUAAAUAUGAGGAGGGAGCUUGAGCAAGAAAGAAAGAGGCUACCCAAUGCAAUGGAGUGGGGUCUUGCUCUAGCUCCUUCAGACUGUUUUGGCAGAGGUCUGAGUCAAGGCACAAAGGCAUUCAGUACAAAUAUCCAAGGUAAAGAGACACUUGGGUAUAAUCUACCAUAAUAUAGUCCUCUGGCUGACAGCUCCAUAGGCCUGGAAUGACAGAGACAUGCAUGGACUGAUUUAGAGCUUAUCUUGGUGAGAAUCCAACCAGAGUCGGGGGCUGCUCUGCACUUCUGAAGAUCUGAUUGAAGUUUAGAAAUGGUGCCCCUUCCUAGAAAUGUAGCUGUGCAUGUGCCUUGGCCAGUUUUCAACUAACUCUUUCUCCAGAGAAUCCUGAACAUUAGGAAACUGGUAGCAGUGCUGCCCAGUAACUUGAUGAACUAUUGCAUCAGGUGGAGUGGAAGGUUAAAGAGUGAAUCUACUUUUCACAGGAAAAGCUAUGGUUAAGAGCUCAAGGCCUGACAGAGCUCCAAUUAAUUAACAUUAAUGAAUCUGCCUAAAUCCCCUAGUCUGCUUUGAAAGGUUUGGUCUGUUUGCUGCCCUAUUCGGGCUUCCUGUGUCAGUUAACCAAAUAGCUGGGACUCUGGACUAAGAUAUGCUUUGGAACGUCAGGAAGGGGAACCUCAUGCGUUAGCCAUAAGCGUGGCGGCCUUCUCAGGACACGUGAGAAGCUCGCAAGAGGAAAACUAGGAUGGGAUUUUGCAAGGAUCCUCAGUUAAAUAAUUAUCCUCUCAUCAGACCUAUCCCCUGGCUCUUCCGUUCUUCUUAUUCAUAGAUGUUAGGGGCCAGAAGGGACCUCACAAGAUCAUCAGGUCCACCUGAUGAUCUGCCAGCUUGGUGGGCUGCCUGUUCUGUAGACAUAGCAGCGAGCUCUGACUCAUGAUCUACUUCUCACUCCAGUACCAGAAGCGGGAGGGAGGAAUUUGGUUUCCAGGGAACAGGUCCAGCAGCCUGCCACUCACAGCAGACUGACUCAUGCCCCAGGUUCCCAUUUAGCCUGCACAUUUAGCCACACAUACACACAGCUAUUCACCUUCCUGCUCUGAUUCUGCUAAGGAAAGAUCUACCCUUGUAGUCAAAGUGCCGUGGAGGAAAAAACUGACUUGGGGCCAGUCUCUGUCCAUCUUAGUUUAAACCUUUUGCUUGAUGAGUAGUAACAGCUAGCAUUUGCAGAGACCUCACCUCUGUACAGGAACAGAUGAGUGGUGUCAAGUCCCUUUAACAAAUGGCAAAACUGAGUCAGGGGGAAGUGAUUUGCCCAAAGAGACAGAAGGAGUGAGACAGUAGCAGAGCCUGGAUCAGAACUGAGUCCCAAUUCCUGUCCCCUCUCCAUUGUGCUUCGUUGUCUUGGUGUUACUAAAGGCUGUUGAUAGGCUGUGUGGGGAAGCCUGGGUGCUGGGCAACUGACCCG